Messenger RNA from Rhododendron vialii, 858 nucleotides. Its product is annotated as serpin-ZX-like. The transcript is spliced from 4 exons. Gene Ontology annotation, molecular function: serine-type endopeptidase inhibitor activity. The record is from RefSeq and is a predicted model, not a curated record. The coding region runs from base 1 to 858 and encodes 285 amino acids. NCBI's taxonomy places the organism in Eukaryota, Viridiplantae, Streptophyta, Magnoliopsida, Ericales, Ericaceae.
AUGGCAGCCAUGCAUGGAGACAGCCCAAGCAACUCGCAAGCAGCUCAGGCCGGCACAAGCAGCUCAAAGGCCUUGAAGGUUCUCUCUAACAACAUACAAGCAGCUUAUAAGCUGCUCAACCAGGCUUGCAAGUGGGACCUCAAAAGGGACUCAAAAGCUAAUAUUAUGGCAGAAAGGCCUGGAAAAACUUUGGCUUUUAACCUUGGUAGGCCCAAGAUGCCAAGUCUCAAAUUCGAGUCCUUGGUGAAGUACUUGGAACUAGCACCCAACCAACCGGAUGCUCUAUCUGUUUUGCGCAUUUGGUUGUGUGAGGAGAAACAACUUGUUAGUGCAUUUGACGGUUUCAAAGUCUUAGGGCUUCCUUACAAACAAGGUGAAGAUAAACGCGGAUUUUCUAUGUACUUCUUUCUUCCGAAUGCCAAAGAUGGUCUUUCCGCUUUAAUGGAGAAAGUGAGUUCCGAAUCCGGGUUCUUGGACCGCCACUUGCCGUAUCGAAGAGUAACAGUGGGUGAAUUCGGGAUCCCAAAAUUUAAAUUCUCUUUUGGCUUUCAAGUUUCUACAGUUCUGAAGGGAUUAGGAUUGGUUUUGCCAUUUUCCAGUGGUGAAGGGCUGAUAGAGAUGGUGGACUCCCCUUCUGUUGGUCGAAAACUAUACAUUUCGAGCAUUUUUCACAAAGCUUGCAUUGAAGUUAAUGAAGAAGGCACAGAAGCGGCUGCCGCUUCCGCUUGUGUCAUGAUCACGAGUUCUGUAAGGCCACAGGUGGUAGAUUUUGUAGCCGACCACCCUUUCUUGUUCGUCAUCAGAGAAGACAUGACUAGUGUCACGGAGCUGAAUUUCGCCUACAGAUUCUGCCCGUGA